Python bivittatus (Burmese python) is the source of this 6072-nucleotide messenger RNA. RefSeq lists its product as uncharacterized. Gene Ontology annotation, cellular component: nucleoplasm. Gene Ontology annotation, biological process: negative regulation of transcription by RNA polymerase II; regulation of immune system process; regulation of cytokine production. Gene Ontology annotation, molecular function: DNA-binding transcription repressor activity, RNA polymerase II-specific; RNA polymerase II cis-regulatory region sequence-specific DNA binding. NCBI's taxonomy places the organism in Eukaryota, Metazoa, Chordata, Lepidosauria, Squamata, Pythonidae. The record is from RefSeq and is a predicted model, not a curated record.
AAUGGUUGCUAAGAGUCGACACUGACUUGAUGGCACAUAAUCGUUCAAUCAAUCAAAAGAAUUAGGUGAUGGUGUCUUGGAAACUGGAUGUGUGUUCUUUAGCAGUCCAUUUGUGAGUAAGUAGGUUGAAGUGUCCUCUUUCUCCUAACUGUCUCUUGGUACAGUGGGGAUGUGCUCCCCACUUGCCUGAUCGUAAGGAAGGAAUGCACAAAUCUUUGCAAGUUAGAAUUCCCGUUCCCAGGCUCUGACAAUUCCAUUACGCUUGCUUAGCCUUUUCACCCAUCAACUCAUUGAGUAUGCUUGAGCUGAAAACUACCCGAGAUCAUCUGUGCAGGGCUUCUGCAGAGAGUAAGGAAGUGGAUCUUGACAGAGAUAAGCCAGGUCUUUUACCAAAGCGAUGCAUGGAGAAAAACAUUGCUUAAGUCCAAAACAAGCAGGAAAUAUGCGGAAGAGGCUCAGAGAGACACCUCCCUCAUUCUCGUGGGUAUAAGAAAGGGAGGGGGUACGGCACAAUCAGGCUUGCAAGAUUCUGGUCCUACAGCCCCUCCUGAUAAAAGUGUUGGGGCUGGCAGUUUCUCACAUUCUCUGUUUUUCUCCUCAGAGAGUGCCACUUUGCUGCUGACUUAUGUUGCACAGCCAGUUGCUUCUUUAAAACCCUUCCCUCCUGGGCCAAGAUCCAGGGGGAAACUGCCUUAUCUGCUGAGAGAGAAGGGAGGGAAACAAAGACAAAUUCUGGAUAGUCCUGUCAGCUUCCAGCCCAAGAUUGACUGAAAUUGCAAAUUCUGUUGCCCCCCGAGGCCUGCUUCUGCUUUUCGAGAGGCCAUGGCAGCUGAGCAGAGGGCCAGAACAGCCGAGGGCUUCCCGAGGCCCGUGGGGGUCAAAAUGGAAGCCUGUGAGACCACCGGCCCCAGAAGGGCAGAGGGAGCGGACAGAGCAGGGAAGCUGCCGCGGGUCCUCCAAGUGGGGACCAUCCGAGAGUUCCUGAACUGGGCCGCCCCACAGCAAGUGAAGCAGGAGCCAGAGGGGGGCUUGCCUGAACUCUGGGAAGCCCAGUGGCAGGAGUUCCUCUCUGCUCUCAGGUGCUCUCCUCUGGGGGAGGGACACCAGCAGCUGGCCGAGGACCCCGUCCCUUGGGGGGACAACAAGGCCUUCUUCGCCUCCUUUGAACGUCUGGCUGGAACCUGCCAGUUGCCCCGCCGAGAGUGGCUGGCUCGCCUCUUGCCUGUCCUGGGCCGGGAAGCCAAGGAGGCCUACAGUAACCUUAGCCUCCAAGACCGGGGCGAAUACGCCAAAGUCAAGGCGGCCAUCUUGAAAGUGGACGCCCUCCGGAUGGAGGCGCAGCGCCAGCGUUUCCGGCAGUUUCGCUACCACGAGGCCCGGGGCCCCCGGGAGGUGUGCAGCCAGCUUCGGGAGCUGUGCCGGGGGUGGCUGAAGCCGGAGAAACAUACCAAGGAGCAGAUCUUAGACCUCCUGGUCCUGGAGCAGUUCCUGACCCUCCUGCCCCAGGAGAUCCAGAGCUGGGUACGAGAGCAUGGCCCGGAGUCGUGCGCCCAAGCUGUGCCCCUGGCGGAGGCCUUCCUGCGCAGGCAGCAAGAGGCCGAGAGAAGGGAAAAACAGACUCGGGGAGCUCAAGUGGCAAACUGGGCUGAGAUGAAGCCAUCUCCUGUGGGCGUUGGGCUGAAACGGAUCCACAGAGAGAUGAAGCAAGAUGCCAGAAUUCUGGACCUGGGGAGCUCCAAUGGGGACCACGCCGAGAAGUCGGUUAAUCGAAGUACUGAAAACGGAUUGAAGAGUCCUGGCAGAGCCCAGCUGGGCCAGAGGAUCUCCCAAGGCCCCGACAGCAGGAUUACUUUCCGCCCAAGCCCGGCUGUCUUCAAACACCAGCGGGUCCAUGCAGCAGAGAGCCCGCACCAGUGCCCUGACUGCGGGAAGCAUUUUACGCAGCGUUCGAGCCUUACGAUCCAUCGGCGGAUCCACACGGGGGAGAAGCCAUACCCCUGCCCCGAGUGCGGGAAAUGCUUCCGGCAGAGUUCCAACCUUUUGAAGCACCAGAGGAUCCACUCGGGCGAGAAGCCCCACCAGUGCCCGGAGUGCAGCAAAUGUUUUGCCCAGCGCUCCAACCUCCUGAUCCAUCAGAGGACCCACACCGGGGAGAUGCCCUAUGUGUGUUCUGAGUGUGGGGCAUGCUUCAGCCAGCACCGGGGCCUGGUCACUCACCAGAGGAUCCACAUGGAAGAGAUGCCCUAUGGCUAUGGUUGUCCAGACUGUGGGAAAUGCUUCCAGCAGAAUUCGGAUCUCACGAAGCACCUGCGGGUCCACACGGGCGAGAAGCCCUACAGCUGCCCCGAGUGCGGGAAGAGCUUCAGCUACAGCUCCAACCUGAGCAAGCACCAGCGGAUCCACACGGGCGAGAAGCCGUACCGCUGCAAUGUUUGCGGGAAAAGCUUCAGCCAUCUAUCGACUCGGAACACGCACCAGCGGGUCCACACGGGGGAGAGGCCCUACGGCUGCACCGAGUGUGGGAAGAGGUUCAUCUCGAGUUCCAAACUCACGCGGCACAUGAGGACACAUUCCAUAUACACGCCUUACAUCUGCAACGAAUGCGGGAGGAGCUUCAGUUCGCACUCGCUACUGACCACCCAUCAGAAGAACCACUCUGCCGAGAGUUACCACAGGGGCGGCUUGUGGGAGGGGGCUGAGCAGGGCCCGAGCGACUUCAUGGGCAGGAUGUCCCCUCUCUGACUGGUGCUGAGUCUCUCCCUUAGGAUGGAGCCUGUCCUUGUGAUACUUCUAGCAAGGGUGCUAGUCCCUAAGGUAUUGGAAUUUGGCAGCCCUGCGUUGUGCGGGCAGGAUGCGAGACUAGAGAAUGCCAGGCUAUAGAAUUAGUGUGGUGGUUUUGGAAGAUAGAGGUAGGCUGAAAAAAAAAAUAGGGUAGUAUAAAGGAUGGAAGCUCAGAUUGUCGGUUGGUUUUAGAAAGAGAGCAAAGCCUUGUGCAGACAAGAGAGCUUCGAAGCGGGCUUCCCCGAGACCCUAAGCCAGCAAAUGUUGAGCCUUCCAUUAUUAGCACACCCCCUGCUGUAAUUAGCUACCUGAUAACUCUGUAGAUCCCCCACAUUCAGGAGCAGAAUAUCUGUGAGUAAUAAGUGAAAAAGCAUCUUUGGUCUCUGGAAGAAGAAGGCUGAGAUACCGUUGAGUCGGAUUCAGCAGCUAAAAAGCAAAGAGAACCCUCUUAGUCUGUGAAAACCCAACAGAAAAAAUCCAGAGUUGGGCAAAAUCUUUUCAGAGAACUAGAAUAUAUUUCAUAGGCUUUACUUUUUCUCCUCUCCCCGCUCCACCCUUCUCAGCAUUGCUAAAAUCCAACUUGAAGCCAAUGUCAAAAACUUGCCUGUGGUUUUGUGACGUUUGGAUUGGCACGCUAAAGUAGCUGUGCAUUUUGAUGGAGCAGCCUGCUCCCUGCCCUCCCGGGCAGCAGCCACGUUCCACGUAGUGGUCACUGCAGGUUAUGCACCGUGUCCAGGAAUCCCCAGUUUUAGAAGGCCAGUGCGUCUGGUUCAGGCGGCUGGGAGGCGUUCUGAAUCGGAUGCCUGUUGCCUCCCUCUGCUGGAGUUUUCACAGUGUAGAAGUCAUGUGUCUAGACUCAUGUGUAAGCCCAUCCGUGGAUAGACCGACCCUCGAAUUUUUCACCAAAAUACUGUGAAAAACGUGCCGCCCAGAUAAGCCGCAUUUGUUACAGUAUUUGCAUUAAAAAUUCAAGGGUCUGCUUAGCCACAGAUAGGAUUAUACAGGAUAUUUGGGUCCUUUAAAAAAGUAUUACCAUUACAUACUCACAGAGAAGCCAGAUCCGAUUUUUGGGGCAUGUUUUGGAGCCUAAAAUUCUCAGCUUAUUUGCAAGGAUAUACAAAAUUGUAUAUUACAAAAGAGAGAAGGGUCUGGAACAGAAGAUUGCAAGAUAUUCCAGCCAGCCUUGCCCUCCUCCAGCAUACUCCAUUCCGUUCCUUCUAGCGUUAUGCCCUUCCUUUUUCCAAAGACACCAGCAUCUAACAGGCAUACCUGAAUAACUUGCUCAAUUACUGAGCUGUUUUAGGCCUCCCCCUUCCCAUUUAGGGGUCUUUUUUGUGAAAUCAUGUUUUAUUCUUCUCUAUAGCUUUGGGUUUCCCAAGCACAUCCCUACCUCCCUUUUAGGUGGAUGCUGUUUUGACUGACCCAAAGGUGUCCCCGCAGGCAAUGGGUUUAAUUAACCCUGAAUAACCUGCCCUCGCAAAGCAUACACGUUCACUUGUGAAGUCGUAGCAAAAAAUCAGAAAGAGUCUGGUAGCACCUUUUCCAACGAACACAAUUUAUAAAAAGGCGUACACUUUUGUAAGCAGCGGCUGGCUUCAUCUGAUGUGCCAAGUGAUUCAUCAAAGCUUAUGUGGAUUGUAAGUUUGCCCAAAGUCAGCAAAUCCUGCCAUUGUUUGGUGGGAAGCUCUGUGAAUGAGCCACAUUUUGCUAAACCGUGGUUUGCCUAGCAACAGUCCAGUGGCAGGAUUUGCAAAAAUGGGCUAAGGCAUAAAUCAUGGUUUACAAACCACAGCAGACUGAUUCACCCAGUCUGGGAAGAUAAAUCUGAACAAACCCCGUUAUGGCAGGGCGUGGGUAUCCCCACUGUGCUAAGAGAAGGAAGGGGUGGCAGAGGAGGAGGAGGGGGACAUUUGGUCUCCUCCAUCUCUAAUAGCUCUAGUCCCCAAUUGUAGGCACCCCUGACAAAUUAAUUUCAAAGGAGCAUGUCUUUUGACUGUAUCAUGUAGUCAAUAUUAAUAAUCAAGGAGAAAAUAGGUUUGGAUACAGUGGCUUCCAGGUUGCUAAGCAUCUAAUGGUUAAGAUGCACGUGUGUUUAAGAAGAACACGCAUAAGGGGAAGAGAGACUUGAUAGAUUUGUAUAAAAUGUAUGCAUAGAAUAGAGAACAUGAUGAAGGGGGGGGGGAUUUGCCCCCUGACCUAAGUAGUAUAAGCUGGGCUCCUCUGGAAACAUUGAAUGAGGAGAGAUUCGGAACAAACAAGUCCUGGUUUGCACCAUGCAUAGCUAACUGGGUUUUGCAGCUCAACGAGAGAGCCACGGCGACCAACUUUUAGAUUCAUGGAGCUAAGCUGUUGAUCACGGUCCGCUUGCAGGGCUCCACCUUAUCACAAAGAUUGGGAGUGGAAGCUUCUGGCUUCCAGAUGGUGCAGAAUAAAGUCUGAACACGCUCCUGCUUUCAGAUGCUGCUGGUGGAUUUUUUCCAAGGGGAUCCAGUUUGGUCACAUCUGGAUGCAUGAUCUUGGACUCGGUGAGCCUUUGGCCUGAUCCAGCAGGCGCUCUCCUGUUCUUACAAAAUGCUGGGUAAAGACAUGAGUAGACAGAGAAUUAGGAUAGGGAGCUUGCAGAGGACGGGUUCAGAAGCAGCAAAUGUAGUUUUGAGGGUGGUUCUCAUCACCAGAAGGACGUGUGUCUGACUAAGGGAAAAGAGCAUCAUCUUAGAGCAGAGUUUCUCAACCUUGGCCACCUGAAGAUGAGUGGACUUCAACUCCCAGAAUUUCCCAGCCAGCAAAGCUGCCAAGGUUGAGAAACACUGUCUUAGAGGAAGGAUCCAAGAUUCUGCUGUAAUGGAAAAGAUCUCAGGUUGGAAGAUUCUCCAUGGACUUCCUCUUACACAGCAGUGGAUAAUCUCAGUAGCCAGGCCUGUACUUAGAAGUUGGGGAGGGGGGCCAAAAUGAGGCCACUGUGAGCAGGACAAGCAUUCAGAAAAAAUAAAAGGAGGGUGUGUCAGGUGGGACCAGGAAUUUUAAAAUAACCCCCUCCCCCCAAUGUUAAGGGAAAUGUUGAGGGUUUUGUCUUAUUGGUUAUACUAUUUUACACAUUUUUUUUCGCUGUGCUUUCUACUUCAAAAUGGGCGGGGGGAAUGCCCUCUCAAUUCAGAGCAGUAAAUUCAGAAGGGGGUGAUGAAUGCCUACAGCUAUAGGUUGCUUUUCCUGUUCAAAUGCUGUCAGCCCUUCAAGGUAGUGCAGACAAGAAACCAGCACCAUGAGUACUAACACUACCUUUUCUGUAAGAUU